GUGACCAUCAUCCGUGCUCAUCAUACACUCGCUGCAACACGCGAAUAACCCCGCCUUGGCCGUGUGCUCUAGAGCCCAGGAAUUGUUCGCUUCGGCGCUGCGCCUCACAAAGAAGCUAUUGUGCACAGAAGCCAUUCCGCUUUGCAAUCUUAUCCAAGCGUAGUGCGCGCCCCGGGCGGCUUUUGCGGACUCAGCAUCGCCCGCAAUGUCUGCCACGGUGUCGUUGAGCCUGGUCGCGCUCCUCUUAGCCUUGUCCCAUUCAUUCACUCAUGCCAAGCAAGUUCUCCGCUGGUCGGACGAGUUCCGGGCGGGGUGCAAAGACGCACGCGUGUGCGUGAACGGCGGCAUCGACAUACGCAAGUGGUCGUUUGACCUGGGCGACGGCACGAGCUUUGGGCCUAACAUGAUUGGUUGGGGCAACUGGCAGCGCCAGUGCCACACCAAUUCGUCUGCCAACGCGCGCGUCGAGGCGUUCCCGGGGAAGACGGACGGGAUGCUGGUCAUCCAGGCCGGCUACUCGCCCCUCCGCACCUGCUACAACGAGAACGCCGCGCCCUCCACCACCAACUACACCAGCGCGCGCCUCACCACUCGCGACAGCGCCGCGUUCAAGUGGAAGGGCACCGCCGGCAACAGCACUGCGGUGCGCAUCGACGUGCGCCUGCAGGUCCCCAUGGUGGCCGGCACGUGGCCUGCCGCGUGGAUGCUUCCCACCACGGACAAGCGCUGGUGCAGCGGCUGCAGCGAGUACGGAGACGGGUGGUGCCUGGGCGGCGAGAUCGAUAUUAUGGAGCAUGUCAACACGAACAACUUCCUUAUCUCCAAUGUGCACUUCGGCGGUCAGGCCAACGCGUCGUGGCUGGACUGCCACGAGAAAGUCGGCCGCUUCCGUGCCGGCAGCCGCGCCGCCUCCUGGAACGUCAUGACUUUGAUCUGGGACUCCACCUACCUGCGCUUCCUGGCCAACGGCAAGGAGGUGUCGCGCCUCAACGCCGGCGACUGGUACACGGGCGGCGCCGACCGCGCGGCCAACAAGUUCGCGCCGUUUGACCAGGACUUCUUCCUCAUCCUGGACAUGGCCGUGGGCGGGCUGUACCCAGGCUUCAACAUCAACGACGCCGCUAUUGCCGAGGGGGCAGCUCGCUACAACAUUGACUACGUGCGAGUGUAUGACCUCCUGCCUUAGAUGGCGGCGGUAGGCGGCGGCCGGGCGCAGUUGACGCAGCGUUUGCGCUUACAGCAAAGCCAGGAGCGCACAGAGGCAAACCGCGCAACUCUGUAUCAGCAGAUGCCUGCACUUCAGUGAUCUUCGUUCCUACCUCUUCUAUACCUCUUCAGCUUGCUUUCCGUAACUUAUCUACCUCAUCAAUGCAGUGGUCAGGUCUUCCUUUCCCCGGUCGCCGUAGCGACCCGUCUUGCCUACACCGUCUCUUCUUCGUCUCAGCGCUUCGCUCCGCAUUCUUGACUCCAAGCAAUAAACGCUGCACGCACGCCGCACGUGCUCAAUUGGUCCUCACGACCGCCACCAGCAGCCCGCAGGCAGCAUUAUUCACGACCUGAGAGCUCACGAGGGAGGCGCACCAACGCGCUGACCAGCACAUCCGUGCUGCCGCAAGUAGUGCCACAGCCCGCCCACGUCAAGAGAGAGGCUCACGGGGACCGCCGCCACCACCGCCACCACCACCGCCUCCAGCUGCAGCCAGCCCAAUCCCCAGCGAUGCAGCCCCGGAGCUACAGCCCCAGCGUUACAGCCAGAGUGCUACAGCCCGCUCCAGGGCAGCUUGCCCGGGAACAGGUCAGGUCCGCAGUAACCCAGCAGCGAGCGCAUCUCGGGGCAGCGGCUGGGGUGGAUGGGCCCCACCGCGAAGGGGUCGCGGCGCAGGCGCUUGGCCAGCAGCUCGCCGCCGCAGCCGUAGGGGUCGGCAGCGAAGGAGGCCACGGUGCGGCCCUCACCCUCCUGCGGCGUGUGGCGGCGUCAGGGGGGUUGCAGGGCGCAGAGGUGGGUGGCGGUUCAAGGCGGUAUGUGGCGGGUAGUGGCCGUAGAACGAUGGCGCAGGAUGGGGAGUGCGAAGGGAGAAGCUGCUUUGUGUAAUGUAAUGUGAUGUGAUGGACAAUGGCGUGCGCUGCAAGAAAUGCAAAAUAUUGACGUUGUUGGUCUUUUUGUUGGCACAAUAGCGCAACGGGAUUGCAGCUGCAGUGGGCCUGGUUGCCCCCCGCAAUCCCGUGUCUAUCCCUGUUGCGAAGGGGCAUCAUCUGUUGUGCCACGACUUUCCCCGGAUUGGUUCAGUGCAAUUAAGCAGAUUUUGCGUGCGGCGCGUCUUUCAAGAUAUGCACAUAUCGUAGUUAACGGGUGUAUUCAUUACGGAAGCAAUGGUUGGCUGCCACAGCACCAGCCUCUCCUUGCCCGCAACCCGGGCCAGUCAUGCAGGAUGACCAUAGGACUCGGUUGCCAUGAUAGCGAGCACGCGCAACGCGACCCAACCCGUGGACCCGUGGAGGGCACUGUAAACGUCAAGUCUA
This is a messenger RNA of Chlamydomonas reinhardtii, 2520 nucleotides long. RefSeq lists its product as uncharacterized. The record is from RefSeq and is a predicted model, not a curated record. The transcript has 8 exons. The coding region runs from base 206 to 1186 and encodes 326 amino acids. Gene Ontology annotation, biological process: carbohydrate metabolic process. Lineage: Eukaryota; Viridiplantae; Chlorophyta; Chlorophyceae; Chlamydomonadales; Chlamydomonadaceae. Gene Ontology annotation, molecular function: hydrolase activity, hydrolyzing O-glycosyl compounds.